AUGUCUUUGAGCCCUCCAAGAGCCAACGGCAAUGGGAGCUUCACCCUCUACUGGUGUUACCAGUGUCAUCGGACUGUCCGGAUAGCGUCCGAAGAUCCGUCCAGCAUCAUCUGCCCCCGGUGCCUCGGCCAAUUUCUAUACGAAAUCGACAUGGCGAGACCGCAACCUGUUCUUGAAUUCACCGCAUUCGAUCCCUCCCCGGAGGCCCGAAUUCUUGAAGCAUUGGCCCUCAUGCUUGAUCGUCCACUUGGAUUCAACCACACUAGAACUGAUGGCCCGAGUGAUCGGGCCUCAAUUAUGGGUCAAACACGGGCUCAUGGCCGGAGAAGACGGCGUCAUAGGGAGCCAGAAGAGGGAGGAAACGAAAGCUGGUUCCGGAGAAGGGGUCCUUCGUUUGGUGAGGAGGAUGACGACGACGAUUGGGGUCCAGACAGUGGGAGAACCUGGAUUGUUCUCCGGCCCACGGGCCAUAUCCCUGCAAACAGAAACAGGCCAAGAGAGAGGCUACUCCCACCGGGUGUAGACCCUAGGAACUACUUCACUGGGCCAGGACUGCAAGGGCUGAUCGAGGAGAUAACUCAGAACGACAGGCCCGGACCGCCACCGGCUCCAGAUUCGGCUAUUGAUGCUAUUCCGACAAUUAAAAUUGCACAAACACAUCUGGAGACAGACACUGAAUGCCCCGUUUGCAAGGAAGAAUUAAAAAUUGGGACGGAAGCAAGAGAGUUACCAUGCAAACAUAUCUUCCAUUCUGACUGCAUUGUUCCAUGGCUGAGGCUCCAUAAUUCUUGCCCCGUAUGCCGCCAUGAACUCGAGAUUCCGAAUCAAACUUGUGAAGACGAAUCCCACCAAAUCCAUGUUGAAGACAGGAGGUGCCCACGGCUGAGGAGGAUGGCAGACAUGUGGCCGUUCCGCUCCAGAUAUCGGCCACUUCGUCCACGUGGAGAUGGGGCCGGACAUCGCCAUGGUGAGAACUGAACCGAAUAAAACUAACAAUGGACUGCAAUAAUAAUUGUACAAAUUCUAUAAUGUGUAAAUGCAUAUCAAGUUGAAAACAAUAAUAACAUCAAGCUGUCCCGAUUCUACUGUCGUGUAAUUAGUUACAUCUACCUGUUUUCAGCUGCUGAAUCUUGGAGGUGUAAUAUACUGUAGAGCACGCAGCAAAAGACAGAAGACAAAUGAUAUUUACCAUGGUUCUGGUGUUCGAGAUCAGCAGUGAUGAA
Messenger RNA from Salvia miltiorrhiza (redroot sage), 1223 nucleotides. Its product is annotated as E3 ubiquitin-protein ligase RZF1-like. Gene Ontology annotation, biological process: protein ubiquitination. The transcript has a single exon. Gene Ontology annotation, cellular component: cytoplasm. Bases 1 to 978 code for a protein of 325 amino acids. Lineage: Eukaryota; Viridiplantae; Streptophyta; Magnoliopsida; Lamiales; Lamiaceae. The record is from RefSeq and is a predicted model, not a curated record. Gene Ontology annotation, molecular function: ubiquitin protein ligase activity.